AUGGAUGUAACUGUCGCACCUUGGGAGAUUGAAAGCAUGUGGCAGGAUUUAUUUGACUUUUAUAGACAACUUGACAUGGCUUUGCUGAUCUCAGGAAUUCUGGAAUUCAUCAUUUCCCUGCUGGGGCUGGCAGGAAAUGCUGUAGUGCUCUGGCUCCUGGCUUUCCACAUGAAGAGGAAUGCUUUCUCUGUCUAUAUCCUCAACUUGGCAGGAGCUGAUUUUGUCUGUCUAUGCACCCACAUGGUAUCCUCCAUAAUGCAUUUGAUCAGAUAUAGUGAAAUAUACCCCAGAAACCUCUUAAUAGUUUUUUUCCUAGCAUUUGUUUUUCCCUAUAUUGCAAGCCUGAAUAUUCUCACUGCAAUUAACACUGAGCACUGCCUGUCUGUCCUAACGCCCAUCUGGUAUCGUUGCCACCGCCCAAAACACAUGUCAUCUGUCAUGUGUGCCCUGCUCUGGGUGCUGUCCCUGAUCCUGACCAUUCUGAGAAUGCAGAUCUGUGGUUUGCUGUUUGGAGAAUAUGAUGAGUAUUUGUGUAGACUAAUUGAUUUCAGCAUUGUUGCUUGGCUGUCUUUCUCCUUUGUGCUUGGGUUUGGGUCCAGCCUGGGGCUGCUGGCCAGAUUGCUGUGUGGCUCCCAGAAGAUAAAGCUGACCAGGCUGUAUGUGACCAUCGGGGUCACAGUGCUGGUCUUCCUCCUCUGUGGCCUGCCCUGGGGAAUCAGUUAUUUUCUCUCACACUGGAUGACAACUGUUUCUUACAGGGACAUUGCUAUAGUACUUGUAGUGACAAAUGUAUUAGCCUGUGUCAACAGCUGUGCCAAUCCCAUCAUUUACUUCUUUGUUGGCUCUUAUAGGCAGCAGAGAAGACAGCAAAGAAGGAGCCUCAAACUAAUUCUGCAGAGAGCUUUGCAGGAUGUUCCUGGGGAGUAUGUAAAUCAAGGCAGCCCUCCUCAGGAGACUUUGAAGAAGUCAGGAAAUACUAAUAUGGCCUAA
This is a messenger RNA of Sorex araneus (European shrew), 990 nucleotides long. RefSeq names its product mas-related G-protein coupled receptor member A6-like. Gene Ontology annotation, cellular component: membrane. Gene Ontology annotation, biological process: G protein-coupled receptor signaling pathway. NCBI's taxonomy places the organism in Eukaryota, Metazoa, Chordata, Mammalia, Eulipotyphla, Soricidae. Gene Ontology annotation, molecular function: G protein-coupled receptor activity. The transcript has a single exon. The record is from RefSeq and is a predicted model, not a curated record. Bases 1 to 990 code for a protein of 329 amino acids.